Molecule: messenger RNA, 636 nt
Organism: Nestor notabilis (Kea)
Lineage: Eukaryota; Metazoa; Chordata; Aves; Psittaciformes; Psittacidae
Gene: GTF2A2
Product: general transcription factor IIA, 2, 12kDa
Exons: 4
Coding region: 12-341 (109 amino acids)
Biological process (GO): RNA polymerase II preinitiation complex assembly; transcription initiation at RNA polymerase II promoter
Cellular component (GO): transcription factor TFIIA complex
Molecular function (GO): RNA polymerase II general transcription initiation factor activity; TBP-class protein binding
Source: RefSeq, a predicted model, not a curated record
CCCGGUGAGCCAUGGCCUAUCAGCUGUACAGGAACACCACGCUGGGGAACAGCCUGCAGGAGAGCCUGGAUGAGCUCAUACAGUCCCAGCAGAUCACUCCUCAGCUGGCGCUUCAGGUGCUGCUUCAGUUUGAUAAAGCUAUCAACUCGGCACUAGCACAGCGCGUCAGGAACAGGGUCAACUUCAGGGGGUCUCUGAACACAUACAGGUUCUGUGACAACGUAUGGACAUUUGUACUGAAUGAUGUUGAAUUUAGGGAGGUCACUGAACUUGUGAAAGUGGAUAAAGUGAAAAUUGUAGCAUGUGAUGGAAAAAACACUGGUUCCAAUACUGCAGAAUGAACAGAACUGGAGUUAGUCUGCAAUAUUUUAAUAUGCAGCACUUUCUGGAGAGAAGCAUGGAGAGGGACUGUGUUCAUUCUUAAUCCUUGUGAUGCAGAUGUGAGUUAAUCCAUGCCAGGAAGUCACUCACAAUGACAGCGAAAGAAAUCCCUGUAGCAUUUCUUCAGAUCACCCUAUAGGGCAUGAAUACAAUAUUUUUUUUUUUUUAAUUACAACGAUACUGUUGUGGGUUUUUUUGUUUGGUUGGGUUUUUUUUCCAAAGUAAUUUCUGUAAUAAACUUUUAUUUAAAAACUU